AUGAGAUGGUUACUGUUCUUUGGGGCCCUUGUUGGGUCAGGCAUCUGCGGCCGAGACAAAUUCUUUGGGGACCAAGUUUUUAGGAUUAAUGUCAGAAAUGAAGACGAGAUCAGAAUACUGACUCAGCUAGUGAAUUCCGACCACUUUAAGCUCAAUGUCUGGAAAUCUCCCUCCACUUUUGGUCGGCCCGUGGACAUCCUCGUCCCCUCUGUCAGCCUGUUGCCUGUCAAGUCCUUCCUGAAGUCCCAGGGCUUAGACUACUCAGUGACAAUUGAAGACCUCCAGGCCCUUUUAGAUAAUGAAGACAAAGAAAUGCAACACAGUGAAGGGCAGGAGCGGAGUGGCGACAGCUUCAACUACGGAUCUUACCAUUCCUUGGAAGCUAUUUACCACGAGAUGGACAGUAUUGCCACAGACUUCCCCGACCUGGCAAGCAGAGUGAAGAUCGGAGAGACAUUUGAAAAGCGACCCAUGUAUGUUCUGAAGUUCAGCACGGGAGGAGGCAAGAAGAGGCCUGCCAUUUGGCUGAAUGCGGGCAUCCAUUCCCGUGAGUGGAUCUCACAGGCCACUGCCAUCUGGACUGCGAGGAAGAUUGUGACCGAUUACCAAAAGGAUCCAGCUCUUACCUCCAUCUUGGAGAAAGUGGAUAUUUUUGUGCUGCCUGUGGCCAAUCCUGAUGGAUACGUGUACACACAAACCCAUAAUCGAUUAUGGAGGAAGACGCGGUCCCGGAACCCAGGAAGCCGUUGUAUUGGAGCUGACCCAAACAGAAACUGGAAUGCCAGUUUCGCAGGAGAAGGGGCCAGCCAUAACCCCUGCUCUGAAGUGUACCAUGGCUCCCACCCUAAUUCUGAAGUGGAGGUGAAAUCAGUGGUGGAUUUUAUUCAAAAGCAUGGGGAUUUCAAAUGCUUCAUUGACCUGCAUAGCUACUCACAGCUGCUGAUAUAUCCCUAUGGGUACACAGUCAAGAAGGCCCCAGAUGCUGAGGAGCUGGAUGAUGUGGCGAGGAGUGCAGCCGAAGCUCUGGCUUCCCACUCGGGCACGAAGUACCAAGUAGGACCCACUUGCACCACUGUCUACCCAGCCAGUGGGAGCAGCAUCGACUGGGCAUAUGACAACGGCAUCAAGUAUGCCUUCACAUUUGAGCUGAGAGACACCGGGCACUAUGGCUUCCUCUUGCCGGCCAAGCAGAUCAUCCCCACCGCAGAGGAGACCUGGCUAGGACUGAAGACCAUCAUGGAACAUGUGCGGGACAACCUCUACUAGUCAAGGAACCCACGUAUUUCAGCCAUAAGCCACCACGGAGGCCGCUGUUAAAGAAGAUCACUUUUCCUGCGUGGAUCAGAGCCUUCCUGGCUCAGCUGGCUCUCCAUCAGUACUGCUCCCUAGAGAGCAACCUCUUGGUGGGCCCGUGAGGAGCUCUUCCAUGAGUGUAGUGCUUGGUCCUGCUAUGUUGCUGAGCCCCUGGUAUACCUCUCUACCCAUGCAUGGUUGGGCAUGCCCCAGUCACAUAGAUAUGGCUGCCUCACUUUCGGAACACCUCUCGUGGCUCUCUGGUCUCUACAUCUAGCCAGGCCAGGGAUCUGGCUCCAGCGGGGAACUAUGGGAACUGCUGGGGGAGACAGUGCUUAUCUUUAGAACUCCUUGUAUUUUCCCUCUUUCUGACUUGUUUUUCUUUCUUUUUUCUUUUAGACAGGGUCUUACUAUGUCGCCCAUGCUAGCCUGAAACUCCUGGGUCAAACAGUGUUUCUACCUCAGUCUCCCCAGGAGUGGGGUCCAGCUCAGAAACACACUUUUCUUUGAGGAACAAAUCCUAUUGAACCAUCAACAUUGGUCUUUCUGGCCUGCCUAUUCUUCCUACUCCUAUUACUGUUGUUGUUGUUAUUGAUAGGGUCUCUCUAUGUAGCCAUGGCUAUCCCGGAACUUGCUAUAUAGACCAAGUUGGCCUCGAACUUACAGAGAGACCCCUGGCUCUGCCUCUGAAGUACAUUAAAGAGAUUAAAGAUGGGCAUCACCACACCUGGCUCCUCUUAAUUUUUUUUUUU
Molecule: messenger RNA, 2045 nt
Organism: Alexandromys fortis (reed vole)
Lineage: Eukaryota; Metazoa; Chordata; Mammalia; Rodentia; Cricetidae
Gene: Cpa4
Product: carboxypeptidase A4
Exons: 11
Coding region: 1-1266 (421 amino acids)
Biological process (GO): proteolysis
Molecular function (GO): zinc ion binding; metallocarboxypeptidase activity
Source: RefSeq, a predicted model, not a curated record